AUCAUGGAUUGGUUGUGCACCUCUAGGAGUGAGUCCGCGCCGACUCUAGAUGAACGUGAUGACCAGAGGCCCGAAUCCCCUAAUCCUAGCAGACUUGUUAUAGAUGAGUUAGGGAUGAGUGAUGAAGAGGUGGCUGCAUUUAAAAAGAAGAUUGGUGGGAAAUGGGGUAAGAAAAGGAAGGAAGAAUUUGAAGAUAUUUUCUCUGAUUAUGAAUCAGAAUCGGAUCAGCAAGGUAGCCCUGUUUAUGCUGAGUCAGGGGAGAGUAGUUCUGAUGACAGUGAAGGCAAUGGUGAUGGUGAUGCUGUUCAUGCUUCCGGUGAUGCAAAUGAACUUGGAGAGGGAGGCUUGACAAGUCAGGAAGGAGGUAAUGUUCCUUGUACUAGUACUUGAACAACUUGCUAUGGAAAAUCUUGGUCCACUAUUGAUCAACUUGCAAUGGAAAAUUUUGGUCCACUAUUGAUUAAUUUGUAUUCUCUUAUCAGCUGGUAAGGAUAAGGGAAUCCCUCUCCGUCCGAGCUCGAAAAGGAUGAAGAAACGUUCUGUCAAGACCUUGUACUGAAGCCUGAAAGUCAGAUUCGAGGGUCCAUGCAAAAUGAAUUGCUAUUUGCCUGGGUUUGAGCUUGUCUUUUCGUGUGCUUCUAAUAUUUAGGACCAUGGACUAUUCUAUGUAGUAAUUGUUGGUACUUGGAAUUGCAACUAUGGAUGGAGAC
Molecule: messenger RNA, 710 nt
Organism: Panicum virgatum (switchgrass)
Lineage: Eukaryota; Viridiplantae; Streptophyta; Magnoliopsida; Poales; Poaceae
Exons: 2
Coding region: 4-390 (128 amino acids)
Source: RefSeq, a predicted model, not a curated record